Messenger RNA from Ophidiomyces ophidiicola, 1431 nucleotides. RefSeq lists its product as uncharacterized. Gene Ontology annotation, cellular component: membrane. The record is from RefSeq and is a predicted model, not a curated record. Gene Ontology annotation, molecular function: carbohydrate:proton symporter activity. Gene Ontology annotation, biological process: transmembrane transport; carbohydrate transport. The transcript is spliced from 5 exons. Lineage: Eukaryota; Fungi; Ascomycota; Eurotiomycetes; Onygenales; Onygenaceae. Bases 1 to 1431 code for a protein of 476 amino acids.
AUGGGUGGUUUUCUGCUCGGCGUCGAUACAAGCAUUAUUGGCCCUGUCACGGUCAUGCCAAGCUACAUCGACUACUUCGGCACGCAUUCGUCAACGGUUCAUGGUAUCAUAGUUUCAUCGAUCUUGCUUUCGGCAUCUGUCAUGAGCUUCAUCGCCGGCCGCCCAGCAGAUGUUCUCGGCAGGCCGCAGGCAAUUGCCUUGGGAGUCGGUGUAUUUGGCGUGGGUGCCGCAUUGCAGGCUGGAGCCGUUAGGUUGGCAAUGUUCAUGGUGGGCCGGGUGAUUGAGGGCAUGGGGUUCGGCCUGUACUUCGGGACGUUAACUGUAUAUGUCUGUGAAAUAUCACCACCCAACAUAAGGGGGCCUUUGACGACUGGACCUCAGUUUAUGAUAUGUCUCGGCCUUGUUGCCGGGUAUUUCACCUGCUAUGGCACUGCUAGAAUCGAGGGGUCCAUGUCAUGGCGACUCCCCUUCAUUAUACUUGUCGGCCUAGCUAUCACAUUUGUUUUCACCACUCUGCUAUAUCUGCCGCCGUCACCUAGAUGGUUACGCUUGCAUGGCAGGGAUGCCGAUGCUGAUGCAGCAUGGGAAACGCUUGGAAUAAAGGCAGAAGAUCGCCAAAUGAUAGAGGAAGACCUGGAAGAGGGAGUGGUCGAUAGCAAUGACGCUGGGUCCAAGGACUCGCGGUCUCCAACAAGAGCUACCGAGAAGCAAAAACAGGAAGAGGGUGGUUUUUUCGACUUGUUUAAAAAAGAUGUUCGUGGUCGAACCUGGCUGGCGGUAUUCUUAAUGGGAUUUUUGCAACUGAGUGGCAUUGACGCAGUAUUAUACUAUGCUCCCUUGCUCUUCCAACAAGCUGGCCUUUCCAACACCCAAUCAUCUUUUUUCGCUUCUGGUGUUACCGGUAUUGUCCUCGUCGUCAUUUCCGUUCCUGCCUUGCUUUUUGCCGAUAAAUGGGGACGACGCACGAGUACCAUAUUUGGUGGCGUUGGCCUUACAAUAACUAUUACCAUUAUAGGCGCUCUCUAUGCCAGCAAUUCAGUAAACGGAGCGGGCCGUAUCAAGGUGUUUGCACCUGAGAUUCAACCACAACGCACACGAGCAAAAGCAACAGCUCUAGCACAUGGCUUUAAUUGGGUUUGCAAUUGGUUUGUUGCUUUUAUUUGUCCGAUUUUGCUUUCAAAGAGCAGCUACGCAGCAUACUUCCUCUUCGGCGCAUGCUGUGCACUGACGACUUUGGUUUGCUUUUUCUUCAUGAUUGAAACAAAGGGGAAGAGCUUGGACGAAAUUGAAAGAGCGUUCAACCAGAGGGGAGGUACAGAAAAUGAAGCAAAGGGUAUAAAGAUGGGAAUGGCGAUCAAACGGUUGUUUGGAAAACAAAAUACACCACAGCCUACAUCACUUCCAACCGCAAUAGAGGAGCGGAAAAGUUGA